AUGGCUGGCAUAUUUGGCUCCGGCGCUCUUGCUUUUGCAGCUAUCCAGAGGAAUCUGCCAAAAAUUGCGAGGUGGCAAAAGGCAACCUGGAUAGUAUCCGUUGGUGCCCUGGGGGGUUAUGCUGGAAUUCACUUUGCAGGGCCGAACUGUCUCAAGAAACUCGUACUGCUGCCAGAUUCGAAGCUGGCAGACGAAGCUCGUCGCAUUGUGUUGGAAAGGAGGUCGUCGAUCCCGAAUGCGGAGAGUUUGAUAAGGAACUUCCCGAUCCGCAAGUUCGAGGAGGAUAUCGAGGAGCCCAGGAAGUUUUCGUCGUUUGCGCCUGACGGAUCAUUGGCUGAAGGUAAACCUAGCACCGCUGAUGAGGAUUCCAAGCCGGCAGAAACGUCGAAGGCACAUAACAGGAUGCAUGCAAGGCAUUCCGAGAGACAAAACCGAUGGACUGAAGAUUUUCAUCGCAAUCCACAUCCUCGCCAUGGCCAAACUAAACCCGAUGCCUCCAAUGCGACACCAGAGCAACAACAGAAAUUUCGUCCGGAUCAGUUCGACCCGUACCAGGGAGUAACCCAGGAGGCGAAGGAGUCAGCAUGGUUCGACCAGGAUGGGAGCAAAACCUCUCAGAAGACAAACCAAUACGGAGAUCCAGUCUGAGCAAGCUGACACAAAAAAAAGAAACGAGCGGAAGCUUGCUAUGUCAGUACAUAGCUGUGGAUAAACAAAUCUCUUGCUCC
Molecule: messenger RNA, 728 nt
Organism: Guillardia theta CCMP2712
Lineage: Eukaryota; Cryptophyceae; Pyrenomonadales; Geminigeraceae
Exons: 6
Coding region: 1-648 (215 amino acids)
Source: RefSeq, a predicted model, not a curated record